CUCGUUUUGUGUUGUAAGAAGCGACAAAAUAAUGAAACCAAAAAUCCUCGUUUGUUGUUGGGGUUCCGUUUUUAGAAGGAAUACGUCCCUGUUCAAUGUUCAUGGCUCGUCCCCUUUUAGUUUGUCAUCUCCCCUUUUUAUGUACCAUCAAAUCCAGCUACUUCUCUGCUGGGAAAUCCGACAACCUCGCAAGAGCCACGGUCAAACUGUGAAGUAAAAUGUGCGAUGCUACGAUGCCAUACCCACACACGGUUCCAUACAAUGGCGUUUUGUCAUGAAACUAAUUUAAAAUAAGUCUUUUUUUGUAUUAGAACUUAAAAAAAAAUCGGAAUUUAACGGGAGUGUUUUUGAAGUUUGAGUGCAAUAACUGAAAAUCGAGGUGCUAUGAGUCUGACGGUGUGUACUAAAAACGCCCUAUAUUGAUUUUUUAGAGAGAUUAUUUUGUGGUUUUAAUUAGACUCGAAUUAUUAAAUUAAUAUUAUCGAGAAAACCAAAAGUGUGUUCAGUAGUGGGGCGACAAUAAAAUAAACUAUGCUAGUUAAUAAACAGAAAAACUAUGGCAAAUUCCCAAUGGAUAUUGAAGUUUCAAUCUUCAAAGUUCGGAAAAAUGAAUGUUAUUGAUUUGUAUUGAAAACAAAAAUCACAAAAUAAUGGUUUCAAGAUUUGUACCAAAUGGUCCAGUGAAACAUCAGGACGGGAUAUGUCUGUUACCUCCACCCCCGCAUUACAGGCUAAUGCCACCCCAACGGUCCGAUGCAUAUCACAAUCCGGGCCAGAACUAUGUGCAACAAGGGCAGCCGCCCAAUCAAGGCCCGGGCAGUUUGAGAAAUAUUCAAUCCUCCGGGCCGCCCAAUCAAGCGUCUACGCCGCCCAACCAAGACCUGAAAGUGGCCAGCUUACCUGGUCAACUGCAACAGAUGCAGUUUGUAUCAAAUCAGGGUGUUCGGCCAGCACAGGCAUAUUUUCAAAGGGGCGCCGCUGGGGCCCCUGCACAGCCACAGAGAAUGCCCAGUCAACAUCGGCAAGCUCAACAAGCAACGCCCGCGCAAUUAUUCGCCACCCAACAGCCCUACCUAAUGCAACCGGUAUAUAUUCAACCGCCCACUGUCUACUAUAACAACCAGAGACCUGCGAACACCAUGAUGGGGCCUCAAGCCUACCCACCCCACCAGGCAGUGUUCUCUCCAUCUUUGGCUUAUCAGACUUUCUCCUCUACAACUCCAUCUGGAGUGCAAGCUUACACUCAUCCAGUACCUUACAUGUACCCUUCACAAGCGGCUCCGAUGAUAUCGAGGGCCUCUGUCACCCCUGUAUCAGCUGCCCCUGCCAAUACAAGUUCUGGAAACCCUCAAGCAGCGCCACUAUUGGCUCAGCCCGGUUUAACACAUAAUAUUUAUCCUGGAAGGAAUAAUACAAAACAGAGGCGGCCUAACGCUAUUUCUAUAAUUGAUCCUAACACUGGCGUGGAUAAGUUAAAUGAAAUUUUUGAUAGUGAAAACGCAUCACAGCCUGCUUCAGGAGAAUCGUCUGCUAGACAGACUCCUCAGCCUGCACCGCCAAAUAAAGAGGUUCAAGCAAUAUUCGCAAAACAAGUAGCGCAAGUACUAAGCGAAGACAGACAGCAGCAACAAGCAGCUCAACAAGCACAGCAGCAGCAGCAACAACAACAUCCACAAAUUGCUUCCUCACACGAACAACCCUCAUCGCUGCACGACCCGGAACACUUUCAUCCUCUCCAGCCACAGCAACCACAGUCAUUGCCUGUUGUUCAGCAACCAUAUGACAUAGUUAGUAGUAGUCUACAGUAUGACGCUAAAGAAUUUGUAAGCGUAAGCUCUACAAAACCAACAAUUAAAGAAUCGACACCUAUUGUAUCGGCCAAUAGUGACGCAGCCGAGGUGAUUUUAUCAAAAAAAGACCGAGAAAGUCCUGUGAAAAGUAGUAGAAAACAACUGCCCAAACCUGUUGAUAUCCCUCAAAUUAAUAAAGAAACUGAAUGUGAUAAAAUUUCUUCCACAGUUAAGGAAGAACCAGUUCCAGUGCCUCAACCCACAUUAGUUAAUCCUGCUGUCUCUCCGGACGUAACCAGCCCCGCGGAGACUGUCAAGGACAGUGACAAAAAAGGUGCCAAGAAGUCCUCUCCAGUGGAGCAACAGAGUCCAGAACCUGAGAGUCAAUCCCCUACUACUGUUCCAUCUGGUGACAUGACUUCAAAUAAUGGAAAAUUAAAAAAUAGGAGUAAACCGGUUAACAAUCAAAAUGGCAAGCAGCAACAGCAGCCACAGCAGCAUUAUCCCCAGCCACAGCCACAGUUGCAGCAACAUCAUCAGCCAAAGCAGCCACCACAGCAACUACAACCUGUGCCUCAAUCACAACCUCAGCAGGUGGCAUCCCAAACUCAACCUCAGCAGGUUGCACCUCAUCCUCAACAAGUGGCACCCCAAAUUCAACCUGCUGCUGUCGUAGUACCCACACCUCAGCCUCCCAAGGCAAAUAAUCGAUCAAACAAAUUCAAAGAGCUUAAUAUAAAGGGUGCCAACAAAGAAGGUACUGAUAUGGAUGCCUUCAAUGACAAUUCUGUUGGCAAAACUGAAAUAAAUGCCAAUGUGCUGCCUACUGAUGACAGUGGUACAGUUAAUGAUGCCGCUAAUGCCAAUCAGGUGGCUUCAGUCGAGGCAACAGUAGUUGUUCCUCCAACUGAGACUGAAAGAAAAGACUCCAACGAAAAUGUCACUACGACAAUCACACCUGAACUUAACUCAAACAAUGUUGUUACUCCAGUCACUGCCACGGCCACAGUUUCUCCUGUGGUUGCCACAAAACCUGUAAUUAAACCCUUUGAUGUCACUAGCAUUAUUAAGGAUAGUGCGCCCAAAAGUAUGCCUCCAUUCCCGAUUAUUAACGACAAUAGAGAUGAAACUGAUAGGGCAAGUGUUAACGACAAACUCGUUUUGGCUAAGAAUGAUGUUAACAAUAAGGUUUCUAGUAAAGAAAGUACAAAUGAUGAUAAACCUCAGCUUCCAUAUAAACCAGGGCAGUGGGCUCCAGACAAGCCUGACGGUCUAAAAGUCUAUGAGAAAGACUUUUUGUUGUCUCUAAAAAACCUGCCGCUUAGCCAAAAAAAGCCAGACUGUAACAGUUUGCCUGAGGGCGUAAUCCCUGAUGAAAGAUCUCGUCAAAUGGAUCCUAGACUUUUAAUGGGAGGUGGAAGAACUGACUUUAUGAAUCCACCUUUUGCCAAUAAUUUUGGAGGAAAAUCAGGAUCACAAAGAGGGACUCUUCCCAAGCGCCCUAGUCAAUCUGGUAAAAUGGGAAAUAGAGUUGGUGACAAAAAUAACUCUAAACCUCAGCCAAAAGUUAGUAUUUCUCUACGUGGUGAUGUCAAGCUCCACGAGUCUGAGAACGCAUGGAAACCUGCCAGGUUCAACAAGGUUGUUGGUGAAACCAUGACUGAAGACGACAAGAGAACCGAAUCUCUAUACAAGAAGGUUCGGUCCGUGUUGAACAAACUCACUCCCCAGAAAUUCGACACUCUAGUUAAUCAAGUUCGUCAAUUACAAAUCGACAACAAAGAUCGCCUGCAAGGGGUCAUUGAUUUGGUGUUUGAAAAAGCAAUUGAUGAGCCCAGUUUCUCCUUGGCAUAUGCCAUGAUGUGUAAGGAGAUCCAAAGUAUGCAGGUUUCAAUCGGGGAGGGCGAGAAGAAAAAUCUUGCAUUCAGGACACUUCUUGUAACAAGGUGUCAAAUUGAAUUUGAAAAACAAUCUGUAGACGAAUCAGGUAGAGAUACCAAAUUCCAAGAAAUGGAAGCAUGUACGGAUGCUGAGAAGAAAAAAGAGCUUUUAUUCGAAUUGGAAGAAUCAGAGAGACGUCUCAGAAUGAGAUCUGUAGGUUGUAUCCGGUUUAUUGGUGAACUUUUCAAGCAACAGAUGUUAACUGCCAGUAUUAUGAGACGCUGCUUGCAGACAUUACUCGAUAACAAAGACGAAGAAAGUCUGGAGUGUUUAUGCAAACUCCUUACCACCGUCGGCAAAGAACUAGAAUCUAAAAACGUCGAACUAGUUACUAUAUUUGACGAAAUGAAACGCAUAACUGAUGGCAAACGCCAAAAAGUCAGCAGUCGUAUUCGAUUUAUGUUGCAAGACGUCAUCGACUUACGUAAUUCGAAAUGGAUACCCAGACGAGGCGAUGCCAAUCCAAAAACCAUGGAUCAGAUUCAGAAGGAAGCUGAAAAUGAGCAAAUGAAUAUUCAAGUGAUGAACAUGAAUCCUCCAAGGAGAGAUGAUAGAGGAGGUGGUGGAGGUGGAGGUGGUGGUGGUCCAAGGCGUGGUGGUAAUUCUUCUCAGAAAUCUAAUGAUGAGAACUGGAGCACAGUGGGCUCAAGGAAUAAUCGCCAACAGUUUUCAAUACAAACAGACAAAAUGAGAGUACCUAAACCUGGAGUGGACGAACUUUUUGGACCUAGUAAGCAGUUCUCGAACUGGGCCAAAGGAGCAGGUGGUUCCAAGAACCCACAGUCUUCAUUGAAUACUAGCAACAAUAUGUACACUGCUUUGGAAAAUGUGGACAUGGAACGCCGUCCUAUGAAUUCUCGAGGUAAUAAUGAUCCGUACAGCUCUAAAGGUCCAAGUAUAGAACGUAACCUAUAUAAUAAGAGUUACGACGGACGAGGAGGAUCCAGAUCUGGAUCGCAACACAGAGACUCCAAUACUCCAAUGCGGAGCACCGGGCCUCCUCCAUCCUCUAUGAUGCCUUCCACCAUGGCUCCUCCACAAUCACAACCCAAAUCGCAGCAGCGUUAUCAGCAACGGCCUGACACGAUGGUUCAGCCGGAUGUACCUACUGCUACUCCAGCGCCUCCAUCAGUGUCCAAGCUUAGCGAGGAACAAAUUGAAAGACGGAUACGUAAUUCGCUGGACGAAUUUAUCACUGGCUGUUGUACAACUGAAGAAUACUUCCAAGAUGUUGCUUCUGCGAUAGAAGACCAUUCGAGAGUGGUUUAUGAAAGUUAUAAUUAUAUCUUGGAAAAAUCUCAAUCAACCCGUUUAAAAACUGGCGAACUGUUUGCCAAAUUAAUCAAAGCAGGAAGUAUAUCAGUUGAUGUUUUUGCUAAAGGAUUCGAGGAACUUCUUGGGGUUUGGGAGGACUUAGUCAUAGAUAUUCCACAAAUUUGGCAGUACUUUGCCGAAGACUUAGUUGCGCUUCUUCUAGAAGAAGUUAUGCCGUUCCCUAGACUGCAAAAACUGUUAGAUAGCCUCAUCCAAGUGAAUGUAGCCAAAAAAUUGCUGAAAUCUCUUUUCGAUUUGGUUAUCAAAGAAAAAGGUUCUAAAUUUUUGCAGGCCAGCUGGCAGGCUUCGGGUAUGGAACUAUCCAGUUUUAUGCCUAGUGAAGAUGUUGUGCCAUUUGUUCAAGAAAAUAAAUUUGAUUUUCUCUUAAGUGGCGAAUCACCAGUAACUGAGAAUUCAGUAUCAUUCGACGCCAUUCAGGAUAGGCUUGCUGAAUUUUUCAAAAAUAAGGCUUCAUUUGACGAUAUUGUUAAUUGGAUAUCGGCUAAUGUAGGAGAGUCUACAAAACAACCAAAAUUCAUUAGAGCACUAGCAACAGCAAUAUUUGAGGACUCGAUUUCAAAAAGCAAACUUCAAAACGAAGUACUCUCGAGUCAUAAUAAGCUGAUUCAGAAAUAUGUAGAUACACAAUGGGAUUUAGAGUUGCAAUGUUUAUAUGCUUUACAGGCUUUAAUUCAAAAGUUGGAACAUCCGCAAGGACUCUUACUGUCAAUCUGUGAUAAACUUUAUGAAGACUCGAUUUUCUCUCAAGAGAGUUUUAUCGCCUGGGAAAACAGUACGGAUCCUUCUGAACAAGAGGGAAAAGGUGUUGCCUUAAAACAAUUAACGUCAUUCUUCACUCAACUAAAAGAGACCGAAGAAGAAGAAGACUAUUCCUCCAAUUCAGAAGAUGCCUAGCGGUUAAUUCAAGUGUUAGUGAAAUAGCAAAAAGGGACUAAAAAAAUUUUAGUGAUAAAGUGAACAUUAUUUGAAAAUUAAAUUAAAACAAAAAAACAGAAAAACUGCAAAAAACCCAACUUAAAAAAUUAGUGUAUUCAAUAACUAAUUGAGUAACCAGAGUAAAAAAGAGUGUAUAUACGUACUUUUUUAAAAAUGUAAAAAAUGAAAAAUGGUAUUGAAUUUUUUUAACUCGUCUUUUUAUCUGGGCUCAGUGGUUCCAGCAAAAUACUUUUUACCAAACUAUUUUAGUAUUUAUUUUGAAUUAUAUUUUAUAUUUAAUAUACUAUCCUUUUUAUUUUUUGUUGGAUAGAUGUUUUCGUUUUUAAGUAAUUGUGCUUUUUUUUUGGAAUUAUUGUAAAUGAAUAAUUUAAUUAUUGUACUGUGCCUGCUGAGCUCCUCAGGGUUAAAAAUAUUUAAAUUGUACAAUUUUAUUUUGUGUUAAAUAAUUUGUUAUUUUAUUGUUAAGUUGUAUAUUACUUGAUUAUCUGUAUAAAAAAAUAUACAAAUGCACAGAAGACUAUAGGAUUUCAAUAUUUGUAAAAAAAAUUGCUGGAAAAAUGAAACCAACUCUGUAACUAGUCAAAAGACACCUUUUUUGGUUGCUUGAAAAUAUUGUGUAUAUUUUUAUUUAAUGAAGCAUAUACAAUAUUUUUCUGUGAGGACUAAAUAAUAAUAAGAAUAAUAAUUUUUAAAGGAAGUACCAAAAUUGUAUUAAUUACAAAACACCUCUGAAAAUAAGUUGUUUUUAAUUUAUACAACUAUCAAGUACUUUCUAAUAGUUAAAUUUAAAAAAAUACAAUAUUAUCGCGGGCUGGUUGGUUAUUUAAUUUACCUAUACAUUAAAAAAAAAAAAAAACUACGAACUUUUUUUGUAGAUCAGGGACAACAUUAAAUUUUCUUUUCUUUACAAAAUAUUUUUAAAUUGUGUUUAUAAAAGUGAAUGACAUAAAAAACAUGCCUACCAAAAAUUUGUUUUGUUUUAUUUUAAAUGACC
This is a messenger RNA of Ceutorhynchus assimilis (cabbage seed weevil), 6996 nucleotides long. The record is from the annotation of a GenBank genome assembly. NCBI's taxonomy places the organism in Eukaryota, Metazoa, Arthropoda, Insecta, Coleoptera, Curculionidae.